ACAUAACAAAAAGAUAAAUAAUUUUCCAAUUAUAUUUGUACACGUACGAGUGAUAAAUCUUAUACAUUGAUACAGUUUAUCUAAAGAAGUCAGACCAGACGAAACGCAAAAUGGCUGAUCAGGAAGACUUAGAACAAGCACAGGACCCAGGAAUGUCCAUCAGCAAAAUGAUUGGCGAUAAGCUAACAGAAUCGAUUCAAAACAUGGACGUAUUUAGCACGCUACAAAAAAUGGUCUCAAUGGAGCCUGGCGAUCAAGAAUCAGAAGGCAUACAGAAUAAAUUAAAAGGAGUUCUGGAGAAGUUUAGAGAUAUGAAUCCGGAAGAGAAAAGAGAGUUUGCUAAGCAGAUAAAAGAGGGUCUUGCGAGCAAAUUGAACAUGAGGUUGAAGGAUAACGCCAUGUUGGCUGGUGUUGAAGAUGCUAUCCGAAGUGCAGUGAUGACAAAGCUCUAUAUGGUAGCUGCUGCAGUGCUUAUCUUCGUGCUAGUUCUAGUAUUCUUCGGCUACAAACUAUACAAAUCUAUAAAGGAGAAGGAGAAGAAGCGAGAAGAGAAGAAGAAAGCGAAGCAAAUGAAGAAAAAGAAGUGAUUUUGACACACAAACGGAGUGAGGCUUUCUAAGCGUUGUGUUAGGAAAAUUAUGUAAAAACUCUUAAUUUAUUAAUAUUCUAUAACAUCAUCACGCCUUUUAUCCCCGAAGGGGUAGGCAGAGGUGCACAUUACACUUAAUGCCACAGUACAAUGUAACACCCACUUAUCACUAUUUAUGUUAUGAGUCCCAAGUAAUAGGGGGUGAGCCUAUUGCCAUAUACCGGGCGCAAUCUAGGUCUCGGGUUCGAUUCCCGGGUCGGGCAAAGUGUUACUGGGUUUUUAAAAAUUCUCAGUAGUAGCACGGAGUCUGGAAUACGGUAUUUCACAACUAGCCAAAUUCAAUACU
This is a messenger RNA of Spodoptera littoralis (African cotton leafworm), 935 nucleotides long. Lineage: Eukaryota; Metazoa; Arthropoda; Insecta; Lepidoptera; Noctuidae. The record is from the annotation of a GenBank genome assembly.